Messenger RNA from Cataglyphis hispanica, 1416 nucleotides. It is a transcript of the gene Nubp2, whose product is annotated as cytosolic Fe-S cluster assembly factor NUBP2 homolog. The transcript is spliced from 5 exons. Lineage: Eukaryota; Metazoa; Arthropoda; Insecta; Hymenoptera; Formicidae. The coding region runs from base 438 to 1220 and encodes 260 amino acids. Gene Ontology annotation, cellular component: cytosol. The record is from RefSeq and is a predicted model, not a curated record. Gene Ontology annotation, biological process: iron-sulfur cluster assembly. Gene Ontology annotation, molecular function: ATP-dependent FeS chaperone activity; ATP binding; 4 iron, 4 sulfur cluster binding.
AAAAAAUUAUCUUCGAAUGGAAUGAUAAAUGACAAUUUUUAUAGAUGUAAAUAGAUGUCAAAUAGAGAUCUUGAAUAUAUAAUCGAAUUUUAUAAAAAUCGAGAACUCUUAGAAUUAAAUACUAGUUUAUAUAUGUAUAUUAAAUAAUUACAUAAUUUAACAGUUUUGAGACAAUUUUAUGGGAUUAUGUUUAUAGUACAUAAUACAGUGAAAUAAUACAAUGAUGCCGAAAUUGUUCGUCAUUUGAGUUUUACAUAACUACGCAUGGUCGAGCGUCGAGCGUGAUUGAUUAUCGGCGGUCAUGUGAAAACUUGACGCGACCUCAUUCAUACUCUUUUACGUCGCGAAACAAACUCAAUUGUCGCAAUAUCCUUUAGCGAUCGCAUGUUCAUUUCCAAUUUGAUUUGCUGUCAUUAAUCAAUCAGUAAUAUUUAAAAAUGUUGGAGGGAGUAAAGCACGUGCUAUUAGUGCUUUCGGGAAAAGGAGGCGUCGGUAAAUCAACAAUAAGCACUCAGCUGGCACUUGCUUUGAAAGAAUCAGGUUUUCGAGUUGGGAUCUUGGAUGUCGAUCUCUGUGGCCCCAGUGUGCCUUACUUACUGAACUUAGAAGAGAAAGAUGUUCACCAAUCCUCCGAGGGAUGGAUACCAGUGUUUGCAGAUUCAGAACAGAAACUGUCAGUUAUGUCAAUUGGCUUUCUCUUGAAAAGUCAAAAUGAUAGUGUUAUCUGGCGUGGUCCUAAAAAGACUGGUAUGAUUAAGCAGUUUCUAAAUGAUGUAGUUUGGCGGGAUAUUGAUUACUUGAUCAUUGAUACACCACCUGGCACUUCUGAUGAACACAUUACAGUCAUGGAGAGUCUAAGAAAUGUAAAUUGCGAUGGUGCUAUUAUAGUAACUACUCCACAAGCAGUUGCAGUGGAUGACGUUCUGCGAGAAAUAACAUUUUGUAGAAAAACAGGAAUUCAUAUAAUUGGCAUCAUUGAAAAUAUGAGUGGCUUUGUUUGUCCUUCGUGUACAGAAUGUACCAAUAUAUUUUCUUCUGGUGGUGGAAUAGCUCUUUCAGAGAUGGUAAAGGUUCCAUUUUUGGCAAAGGUACCUAUAGAUCCACAAGUCGGCAAGUUAGCAGACAAGGGACAAAGUGUCCUGGUGACAUUACCUGAUAGUCAAGUUGCACAGGUGUUUCGAAAGUUAGUCGAAGAACUCACCAAAAGUAAGGAAGCAUAAAAAUAAAAAGUUUGCCAGCAAUGUGUGAUUUUUAGCAUCACAUGUAUAAUACUUGCUUGUGAUAUUAUUAUUUUUAUAAUGGACAAAUUGAUUUACAGGAAACUGUAUAUAUAUAUAAAUAUCUAAAAUAUAUCUGUUUUUAUAUUAUAAUGUAUAACUGCAAAAAAACAAAAAAUAAAUAAUGGUAUUAUUUUCA